AUGAUUGCACUUCUGAUCGAUAAUGACAAUGAUGUUCAAGUGAUUAAUUCCUACGAUCAGUUUAAUUUCUUGAACACCAACAACUGUGAACAAAAUCUUCAUUUCUCUCUUACUUAUUUGACAAAACCAAAUAACAGUUCAAAGAACUAUAGUAUUCGUUUUGAUUUAUUUAAAAAAGACCCUCAAAUAUAUGUUAGCAGUCGGCACUUCAAAAUACGUUUUCCAUUUCUUCGUGUAUAUCGCAUGGCUGUCGUAUUAACUGUACCAAUGGAUUCAGUGUCUGGUUCGAGUGAUUGUCCUCUCCAAUGUCACAAUGGUGAAUGCAUACAGUAUAUGAAUGAAGAAACAUUUGUUGCCGAUGUUACAGUGGUUGGUCUGGUAGUCGAUGUGAUAUUUCUAUUGAUUGUAGCAAUUGUGCGUCUGGCUCAAUUUGUAUCGGAAUGUUUCAAAAUCGAUCUAUAUGUGUCUGUCCUUUGA
Rotaria socialis is the source of this 477-nucleotide messenger RNA. Lineage: Eukaryota; Metazoa; Rotifera; Eurotatoria; Philodinida; Philodinidae. The record is from the annotation of a GenBank genome assembly.